Molecule: messenger RNA, 953 nt
Organism: Paramecium sonneborni
Lineage: Eukaryota; Ciliophora; Oligohymenophorea; Peniculida; Parameciidae
Source: the annotation of a GenBank genome assembly
AUGUAUAGAGAUUUAUCUGAGAGAAUAUUAGGAAGGUAGGAAUCUACAUUAAGUUUUCAUGCUCCAUAAACACAAGAAGGAAUGAGACCAUAAAUUCUAUAAAGAGUUAAUUAAAACUUGAUCUUUGUGAUCUAUGUAGUAAGUUAAUUGCUUCAAUUAAUGAUUGGAUAUUCACUAGUUUAAUAAAUAGAUAUUAUUACAAUAGCUACUUAAAGAUGCAUAAUUACAAUUAUAUUGACACUACUCUACAUUUAAUUUUUUGAUAAUUCUUAAUUUUCUUUCGAUCAAAGCUACAUAAAAGUGUUUAGUGUUAUGAGUGGAGCUUAAGUUUUAGCAUCUCUAAUGGGAUUACUUGCUAUGUAAACAUUCGUUUUUUCAGAAGUAUGUACAUUCCAUCAAUUAACUGCAGGAUAUAUUUUAGUUUUAUAACAUUUUCUGAUUCAACCAGGAAACAAUAUAAAUUUAUUGCUAUCACUUAUUUAAACUAUUUCAACAAUUUUAUUUAGUGGAAAUCUUUUAUAUAUUUUUGUUUGUCUUUUAUAACCAUUGAGUCUAGCUUUAAUAUAGACACUCAAAUAUUUGAUGACCAAAUAAAUGCAAUAGUUUUCUUUAUUAUUAUACACUAACUUAAUUGGAUUACCAAUCUAUAUAUUAUUAAGUUUAUUUAGCGGAGGUGUUUAAAAUGUUUUUGAUAUGACAUUUUUUAUGUAAAAAUAUUAAAUAAUUUAAGUGAAAUUUUAGUAAUGUGUAUUCUUUAAAUGCUUGCUUAUUUAGCAAUGAAUGAAUUGAUUAAUUAAUAGUUAUCAAGUAUGUAUGUUUGGGCUUUAUCUGGUUGUGUAACUAUACUCUCUUUAAUCGUGUAAUUGGGAUAUCAUUAAGUUUCUUUGGGAUUUGGAUCGUUAUCAGUGAUUCUAAUUGUAUUUACAUCCAUAGGUAUGCAUAGACAGACUUGA